Molecule: messenger RNA, 1506 nt
Organism: Glarea lozoyensis ATCC 20868
Lineage: Eukaryota; Fungi; Ascomycota; Leotiomycetes; Helotiales; Helotiaceae
Product: MFS general substrate transporter
Exons: 4
Coding region: 1-1506 (501 amino acids)
Biological process (GO): carboxylic acid transport; transmembrane transport
Cellular component (GO): plasma membrane
Molecular function (GO): carboxylic acid transmembrane transporter activity
Source: RefSeq, a predicted model, not a curated record
AUGUUUGGAAGCAAGAAACCCGUCGCCGAGACGGAAGCAGAACCCUACACCCAGAAUGUCGAUCCUCUGGCCGAAAUCCCCAAGACGAGAUGGGAGAGGAUCUGGCCUGCGAUGGCGUGCGGUUCUGGCUUAUUCUCAGAUGGAUACAUCAAUAACGUCAUCGGUUCAGUCUCCACCAUCUUAAAGAAGCUCUAUGGAAAGGCAUACACCGAAUCUGGCGCGCAAAAGAACAUCUCUGCCAUCACAUUCGCCGGGACUGUUUUCGGCAUGUUAAUCUUCGGAUAUACGAGCGAUAAAUGGUCUCGAUCGAACUCGCUGCUUCUCUCCACCGUCAUCCUCAUCAUCUUCGCAGCUCUUGGAUCUGGUGCGUACGGUGGUGGCUCACUUCAAGGCAUGUUCGCUGCUCUCACCGCGUACCGAUUUCUGGUCGGCAUCGGAAUCGGAGGAGAGUAUCCUGCUGGUUCUGUGGCUUGUUCUGAAGCUACGGGAGAACUGAGGGCGGGGUCGAGGAAUAGAUGGUUUAUUCUUUUUACGAAUGUCAUGAUUGAUUGGGGGUUUGUUAUUGGUGCUUUUGUGCCGUAUUUGUUGGUUGUUAUCUGUAGUGAUAAUCAUCUCCGUGCGGUCUGGAGAAUUUCUCUUGGUUUGGGCGUUGUUCCGCCAUUGGUUCUUUUGUGGUUGAGACUUAAGUUGAAGGAACCUGAGGAAUUUAAGAAGGAGAGCAUGAAAAAUGCCAAAAUUCCAUAUGGUCUUGUUCUCAAAUACUACGGUCCACGGCUCUUCGUAGUCAGUCUAAUCUGGUUCAUCUAUGAUUUUUCAACCUACUCCUUCGGUAUCUUCUCCUCCACAAUCCUCAGCAACAUUCUCCCCUCAACCGCCUCCCUCGCUCAAUCCUUCGGCUGGAACACCGUCAUCAACCUCUUCUACAUCCCCGGCGCCAUGCUCGGCUCCCUCUUCUCCGACUUCGUCGGCCCACGCUACGCCCUCGUCAUCGGCGUCACCCUUCAAGGUCUUGUCGGUUUCCUCAUGGCCGGUCUCUACCCAACCCUUGCCAAACCCGGUAAUGUCGGCGGCUUUGCAGUCGUCUACGGUAUCUUCCUCUCCCUCGGCGAACUCGGUCCUGGCGACAACAUCGGUCUCCUUGCUUCCAAAACAUGUGCGACAGGCGUACGAGGCCAGUACUACGCCAUCGCUGCUGCGGUAGGCAAAAUCGGCGCGUUCGUCGGCACCUAUAUUUUCCCGUAUAUAGAGAAAGCGGGCGGUAGUGAUACGAACGCCACCGCGCAAUAUCCAUUUUAUGUCUCCAGUGCGCUGUGUAUCUUUAGUGCAAUCAUUGCGUUCUGGUUCAUCCCGCAGAUUGGUCAGGAUACGAUUACGCUCGAGGAUAUCAGGUUCAGAGAGUAUCUAGAGAAGAACGGAUGGGACACUAGACAGUUAGGCCUUGGAAAGGGGGAGGUUGAGAGUCUAGGGGAGAGGAAGGUGGAGGAGAAGGAGACUGUGAAGGAGUAG